AAAGACAAUUCUACCCAUCAUACCUUAACAGCCUGAUACUCAUACAGCCACGACGAUAUCCUGGCUUUCAAACGAUUUCGUCGAGUCUAAACUCGCCUCAGCCAUGGAGAAUGAUCGCAACCAAGUUAGAACGGUCGAUCCGUUUCUUCUACAAUAUCAGCCAUCUGAACUCAGGAUUGCCUCCGAAUUUCUCGCCACGUGGCAACCUUACCUCUGCAGAGAUCUUUGCCAGCACUGCACCGAAACCCUCGCCGAUCGUAUCCGUUCGCUCGACUCAGAUAUUGACAAUGGCAAAUCGGAAUGCUUAAAUUUGGACGAUAAUGAAGCUUGUUCAGAAAUUAUAAAUGAUACUUGCGACACAAAUUCUCUUGGAAGUUGGAAAGAUGCUGCAGAAAUUAGUUCACUGGCCAGUUGUGGAGAUGGGGCAAAUGGUUGUUCUGAGAAUAAGCCAGAAGCUUCAACAACUGGUGGAUUAACUUCUGGUUUGCCAACUCCACGGAUAUCCUGGGCUGACAUGGCUCAAGAAGACGAGCUUGAGGAAGGAGAAGAUUCAGAAGAACAACAUGAAUUGGAUGAGCCAGUGGUUGAUAUUAAUGUUUCAUCUGGGGAAUUGAGGAGUUCAGAGGUUCUUGUGAAGCCCCAGUUGUCCAGGGAACAGAGAGAGUACAUUCGGUUUAUGAAUGUAAAGAGGGAGAAGGAUUUCAUUUGUUUGGAGAAGAUUAAAGGGAAAAUAUAUAAUAUUUUGAAGGGACUUGAGCUCCAUGAGGGUGUGUUUAGUUCUGCUGAGCAGAAGAGGAUUGUUGACUAUAUUUAUGUACUUAAGGAGAAGGGGAAAAAGGGAGAACUAAAAGAGCUAACAUACUCAGCACCCCAAAAGUGGAUGAAGGGCAAAGGUCGUGUCACUAUUCAAUUUGGUUGCUGCUAUAAUUAUGCGAAAGAUAAGAAUGGUAAUCCACCAGGCAUUCUCCAAGAUGCCAUUGUAGAUCCUCUACCUCCUCUAUUUAAGGUGAUGAUUAGAAGGCUGGUCCGGUGGCAUAUACUUCCUCCUACCUGUGUGCCUGAUAGCUGUAUUGUCAACAUUUAUGAAGAAGGGGAUUGCAUACCACCUCACAUUGAUAACCAUGAAUUUGUUCGACCUUUUUGUACAGUAUCAUUUCUUAGUGAGUGUAAUAUUGUUUUUGGAUCAAACUUAAAGGUUGUGGGUGCUGGUGAAUUUACCGGUUCAAUUGCAAUCCCCUUGCCUGUGGGAUCUGUUCUUGUCUUAAAUGGAAAUGCAGCUGAUGUGGCUAAGCAUUGUGUGCCUUCAGUUCCUACAAAGAGGAUAUCAAUUACAUUCAGAAGAAUGGAUGAAUCAAAGCGACCUAUUGGGUUUGCACCGGAACCCGAUUUGCAGGGAAUUGAACCAUUGUCUUAUGACAUGGAGAAAGCUGUAAGUUUAAAUUGCCCUACAUCUGAUUCUCAUUCAAAAAGGCAGCCAAGAAGAGAGUGUACUGAGAAGGGAAGGGAACAUAUUGAGCGAAGUCAUGUCCAUGCAGAACCUCAAUACUUGAGUCGUUCUCGAAGAGGGCCUGCAAGUAAACAGAGGGUGAGGCCAAGCUUUGGCAGUUGAUUCAUUGAUAUUAUCAUCCAAUUAUGUGUUGGUCUAGCUCUGUAUAGCUGAAUGUCGGUUGCAGAUAUUUGGCUUCUUUCAGUUUGCUUGGAAGGUUUAUUUCAAGUGCAAAUCAGGUGUGUACAAGAAAAUGGGUGCAUGGUUGAGUGUUUAUUCCUUCAGUACACUGCUUGUGCUGGUGUAUUGCUACGGCAUGUAUUCAGAUUACAUUCUAUUAUCUGAUCAUUACACAACUUACUGUUAUAUGCUUGAUAAUCAUUUAUGUUGGGUCUGCAGUUGGUUUUAGGCUAAAAAAAAAAUAAUGCAAUGUGUACUUAUAAUGAGUUAUCAAUAAUAAUGUUUCAUCA
This is a messenger RNA of Mangifera indica (mango), 1956 nucleotides long. Its product is annotated as RNA demethylase ALKBH9B-like. Gene Ontology annotation, molecular function: demethylase activity; mRNA binding. The record is from RefSeq and is a predicted model, not a curated record. Gene Ontology annotation, biological process: mRNA catabolic process. The transcript has 6 exons. NCBI's taxonomy places the organism in Eukaryota, Viridiplantae, Streptophyta, Magnoliopsida, Sapindales, Anacardiaceae. The coding region runs from base 104 to 1609 and encodes 501 amino acids.